Messenger RNA from Colletotrichum orchidophilum, 225 nucleotides. RefSeq lists its product as uncharacterized. NCBI's taxonomy places the organism in Eukaryota, Fungi, Ascomycota, Sordariomycetes, Glomerellales, Glomerellaceae. The record is from RefSeq and is a predicted model, not a curated record. The coding region runs from base 1 to 225 and encodes 74 amino acids. The transcript has a single exon.
AUGCGCAGCGGGAAGUCUGUUGAGCAACCGUCAAUCGUCCAUCCGGCAUGGAUCCUAGCCUGUGGUCUCGUCUUUCGGCUGCCUUGUCUCCUGGUCCUUGUGGCGGGUGUCUCCCUCUCCACCGUCCGCCCGUUCAGCCUGCAUGUGGCCGAUGUCCCGUGGGAGACAGUUGAUGUGGCUAGGAACCCGAAACCAGCAAGCCAUGCAUCUAUCUGCAUGGCUUGA